Messenger RNA from Caenorhabditis auriculariae, 5090 nucleotides. NCBI's taxonomy places the organism in Eukaryota, Metazoa, Nematoda, Chromadorea, Rhabditida, Rhabditidae. The record is from the annotation of a GenBank genome assembly.
AUGGACUGCGAACUGCCGUUGAACGACCACGCCUUCGGCCUCACUUUGCCCUUUCCGUGGAGAUCUUCUGGAUUCGACCUCCUGACGUCGCUAAUUACUCUUCUGAAGAUCCGACCGGAUCUCUGCCGGACUAUUAAUCGAGCUCACGGGCGUGCCCUGGGGGCCAUCAAAGGAGCCAUGCAUUCACGGGUCAGCGCCGCUUUUUCACUUUGCGCUUUUUCAUUUCAUUGUACCGUGAACUUUUUCUCACGUUUUGCCCUUUUUCAUUCGAAAAUUAUAGUUUUGCAUGAAAAAAAAUUAUAGUUUUGCAUGAAGUUUUUGCAUCGAAAUUUUUCAGUUGUAUACAGGUUUCAGAGUCGAUCACGGCUUAGAUUCUUGAUGGGAAAAAAGUAAAUUCUUUUAAUUUGUCAAUAAAGUUGAGCACUGUGAAUUAUUUUGCAAGUCCUAAUCCCAAAUGCGCUCUGACGAGCUAUAUGCAUCUGAUUGGUUCGUCACGCUCCUUUUGGACUUUGGUAACGCGAAUCCGACGUGUCGCGGCAUUUCUAGUGACAACUUUAGUAGCUUCAGCACUUUAAGUGAUCCCUAGAAUUACUCAGAAACGUCCGGAGCGCGUCCGAGCUUCUAUUUCAACUCGGCGAGUCAAUAAGAUAUCGUUCCAUGGGGCGCACUUGUAGGAUUUGGUAAGCUAGACUCAAAGAGAAACUAUAAGAAAAUCGAGUGAAAAACUGAUACUCAGUUGAUUAUCGACACAAAAACAGAAAGAUUUUGAAAAAAAGAAGAAUAUGAAGUUUUCGAUUUUUUUUUUCCUUUGAAGAGUUCUGAAGGUGAUCUGAUUUUUGCCUUUUUCUUUGGUAUUCUUUUUUUUCUCUAUCCACUCUGAACGGAGCAUAAGUCAAAAAGUAUUUUUCUGUUUUGCAAUUGAAAAAUGGAGGUCCCUCCGGCCUUCCUCCUGCUCUUCGCUUUUUUCCCUCUUAUUCGGGUCCAACUGUGGUUCUGGCAGAUGCCUUUCCUCUCCUCGCACCUGCCCUACAACCCCGGCCGAGUCGGACUCUUCAUCCAGCAUCAGGGCAGAUAUGCUCGCCGCAAAAAUCCCACCGACCUCAACGAAAACGACGUAUAAACGGCAUUUAUUUCGGAAUGACUGAAGGAAUCGGAAAUGAAUAAUUAGUCGGAGAAAUGACGGCUUUCGAGUGUUCAGGACCUUUUUUCAAAUAUAAUAUUUUGAUUGGCAGAAGAUCCCGUAAAGGUUUUUUUCACUUUUUUCUCACGUGUCAAAUUUUUGUAUUCUGGCUAGUGAAUCGUCAAUUUUUACCUAUGGGUAAAAUUUUUUUUCUUAAUGAGAAAGUAAUAACGAAGAACUAAAUGACUAAUCUAAUUUCAUUUUCAAUGUUUAACGAAAACGGAAAUUUUCGAAAAAUCUCUAAAUCUCGGAUUUUUUCUUUGUGUGAAAUGGAGGUUUCACAGUAUAAAAACUGGAUUCAAAACCUUUUUUUAGCCGGCUGAAAUGUAGAAAGUAUACGCAUUGUUAACGAAAUUUUUAAGACACACUUUUUGUUUUCGAAAAAAUUUGAAAGAUUUCUUAACUACUGUUUUUAAUUUUAUUCCGAUUUUCAAAAAAAUCUAGAAAAAUUCACUCUUGGAACUGAGAGUAGAAAAAAAAAUCCAAUUGAUGGAUAGGUACAGUCAAAACCUGCAAUUUUACACAAAAAAAAUGUUCAGAUCACGGCGCCGCCGAUGCCGGCAUGGAAAAAGUACGCCCGGAUAGUUCUGCCCCACGUCGGUCUCAUUCUUCUCUCUUUGCUCUACGUCAUCGGAGGCGCCAUCGCCUUCUAUCACAUGGAACGGCCUCACGAGGUUCUGCUGUCUUCCAUGAACAGGAAGAUUCUGGAGACGUUCAGAUGGCCGUCCGGGAGAAGAACAUCCGGCGGUUCAUCGAGCACAAGAACACGAUGAUGGACGAGCUGUGGGAACUCCGCGAGGCCGGCGUCAGUCAAGGUUCUUAUUUUCUUUUUCGUUUCAAAAAGAGUAUUGGAAUAAAAAAUCACCGGAAGACAACUUUAAAUUUAUGAGCAAACUUAAAUUUCUAAAAAAAAAACUGAAUUUCCACUGAAGUACAGAAAAACUGUAUCAGUGUUCUAUAUGAAAACUUCCAGAAGCGAAUUUCGGAAAGUUUAAUUUUGAAUUUCAGAUUUUCUUGACGCUCUAGCAGUCCAGUACGUCGACAACGUUACAAGGAUUCUAUUUGAAGCCUUCGACACCCAUUUCAUUGGGGCCAGACAUCUCCGUCCUGGUGGCGAGAACGAAGAAGUUUGAAAUAAUCAAGUUUUCAUUGUUUCUUGAGGUUUAAGUAGGAUUAGCUCCAAACCUUGUGAAAAAGUCAACUUUUAAGUUUUCUUUUUCUUUUCUCUCUGGUGACUUUUAUAAGACAACUUGCUAUAACGAUCUUCUUACCUAUACUUAGUUGAAGCGCUAAAAUUUCAGCUUUCCAGCUUUUUUGUCCCAUUUCUACCCAAACAAACUUAUUCUUCUCAAUAUUUUCAGCACAGCUGGACGUUUAUCACAGCCUUAUUCUUCACAGCAACGCUUCUCACCACGAUCGGUUACGGUAACCUGGUGCCGGUCACCUGGCACGGGAGAAUGUUCUGCAUCGCCUACGCACUUCUCGGAGUUCCGCUCAUUUUGAUUACUGUAGCUGACAUCGGAAAGUUCCUCUCCGAAAACAUCAUUUGGCUUUACACAAGGUAAAAAAUUCUGGCUGGAAAAAAAAAGAAAAGAUUUUUUUUGAGAUACACGAAGCUCCGUCAGAGAUGCACUAAUAGGCAGUACACUUCUAUACCGACCAUCGAGGAGAAGAAGGACGGCGAGCAGCUCAUCCAAGUGAGUUUGAAUACCAGAACUGACGCAAAAAGUCGCAAAAUCUGAAAAAAAAAUCGGCCUGGAGUACUGAAAUUUUUAGUCAAUGUGCUAAGCCUUGAAGCCACCGUGUAGCGAAUUAUUUUUAACCGUAUCAGACUUGAAACGAGUUGCGCGCAGUAGCACUGUACAGUCUGAAACUGAGAUUUUGAAGUUCAAAUCGGAUGUAAUAUAACCCAUUCUGAACGAAACGCGACCUUGUAAUUUUUAGCCAUUCCAAAUGCGACCACGGAAGUCAACUUAGAUCUAGUAAAGUAUAAUUAGAAAAGAAAACUGAUCGCAAAAGUCCAUAAAAUUCACUCAAGUCCAAAAUAUUUUCAAACACUUCAAAAAUGAAUUUUUUAAACAUAGAGAAUCAGUGGAAAAAUUGAGAAAAAGAAGGUAAUUUAAAUAGAUAUCGCAUUUUAAUUUCAAAAAAUAAUAUCCCACAACUGGAAGCGAUUCGUAAAAUUUCUAUAAGAUUUCUCGCCUCAAUUUUUUUAUUUUAUUUUAAAGAUCCUUGAUUUUUUUCAGGGCCUGGAACAUUAUAUUUCUAUUCCAAUCUCAUUGAUCGUUAUGAUUCUUCUCGGAUACAUUACUAUUGGCGCCGUUCUUCUCGGCUCCUGGGAGAAUUGGGAAUUUUUCUCUGGCUUCUAUUUCAGCUUCAUCACCAUGACUACGGUUCGUUUCCUACUGUAGCUUAAAAGAAUCUCAGAUCUUUUUCGUAACUUCCUUCAUUUUGAAACGGAAAAUCGAUCGAAUAAAGUGUUUUCUUUUAAGUCUGUCUUGAUGAUGGACUUGAUUAUUUUUAUUUCAGUAGCCUUCGUAGUUAGAAUAAAUAACUUCGUUCAGAGUUUUGAGGCAAUCUUGAGUUUUUACAGGUUGGCUUCGGCGACAUCGUGCCUUUAAAGCGAGAAUUCUACAUCUUGGAUUUGUGCUACAUUAUCAUUGGCCUAGCAAUCACGUAAGUUGUUUUUGAACUCUAACUUUGAUAUCACACUUACUUGACUCAAAACAUACUUCACUGACUUUUUCACCAUUUUCGACUUGUUUUAAAACAUCCUUGGAAGGUAGCUAAAAGAGCGAAUAAAGCAUAUUUUGAGCAUAAACAAAUUUUUACAGCACCAUGUGCAUCGACCUUGUCGGCAUUCAGUACAUUCGCAAAAUUCACUACUUUGGAAGAGCUAUUAAGGUAAGAUUUUAUUUUUAUUAAAGUGUCAAACGAGUAAAAACGAAAACCUCUGAACGAAAACAGUGAAAUCAGUAUGAAUUAAUCUUUUUUCACUUUGUUUUCUAAAUCAAUUUCCAGGACGCCCGAUUUGCACUUGUUAACGUUGGCGGAAAAAUGGUUCAUGUUCCGGAUUUGAUGCGAUAUGCCAGUGUUUUGCAACAGGUUACAUUUCUGAUCACUUCUUCCCUUUCUCAAAAAGUUACUGCAAAAUUCAAUUUUUUUAAUUUCUAGCUUCAAGUUUUUGUUAAAACAGCUAUUAAGUGAAAUUUCGAACAAUGUGAGAAAUCCAAACAUCGAAAAAAGAAGGAAUAAUUCUAAAGUAUGACGAGAAACAGUGAACAGAAUCACAGAGGUUUUCAUUUUUCGCGAUUUUUCUCAAUUUAACAGAAAGCUUUUCAUAAAGACUGCACGUUUUAUAACAUUGUCAAUAUUUGUCAAAAUUGAAAAAACAAAAACCUGUGCAAUCAAAUGAGAAAAUGUGUGUAUUUUUGAAUCAAAUUUCAAAAGUUCUGACAGGAGAGUAAUUAAAAUGAGAAAAAAUAUUUUAAUUUUUCACUCUCUUCAAUGAAUUUGCGUUCCUGGGGCAUAUAUAGUUUCAUAAGAUUUUGGAGACCAAUUAUUGUGUCUUUUUAUACAAUCUUCUUUCUUGGUCAUUUUUGUGAUUGUUAUCAAAUAUAUCCCAAUACAGUGUCGGUUUUUUAAAGACUUCUGGCAAACGUUUUUUCUAAGCCAAGUCCAGGUAAUUCAUUUCUUCUUUGAGUAGCUCCUCUUGAUUGAAACCCCAGUUUUGUAGAAAUACGGACACAAGAAGACGCACGACACGAUCGUGGUGAAAGGCGCCUACGCACCGAAGGACCUCAGCAAGAUCAGAUUUAUCGAUUACGGAGCCCUCGCCUCGAUGGAGAGUCUCCAGUCCUUGCUUUCGCUCUUCACUUCUCGGAGCCAAGAAACGGCGGUACUUGUCUAG